CUCCUGGGAUUAUAAAUGAGUGAGAGUGCCAUAUUCUAGCCUGAUUGACUUCCUUUGACUGCCAUUCUGGCCUGCUUAGCAUUAACUUGCUUUGUGUAUCAAGGAACUCAGCCCUUUUGCCCCAUAGCCUACACAUUCAUUUCUUCAACACAUUUCUUCACACAGGCUUAUUUCUGAAUCUUCAUUCUCUACUUUCACUUUCUCAGGAGACCGAAUUGGAAUUUGUAUGAUUGAAGGUAGACUCAAUAUUUUUUGUUUUGACUGUUGCAGCAGCAGCAGCAAGAGUUAAUGCUGGGCUGAGUCCUUGCCCUUGGCAUCCCCCACCAGCACGCUGGUUGGGAAGGGCUCUGCUUCUGGCCCUCGUGGACUUUGGCAAGGAGCAGAACUUUUGCCCAUUGUGUGCAGCAGAAGCUAAGCAAGCUAAAGAUUCCUAGACAGGGUAAGGAGCUGCUGUUAACGUUGACUGCAUAGUCUGCUCAAGUUAUCUGCAUAAACUUACCUUCCCAGGAGGUAAGGAGGAACAAAAGGGGUGGGAGGUGAGUUGAUAUUGCUCUGUAUCCAAUCCCAGGGAUUUCUAAUAGACUCAUUGUAUGUCCCAUGCUGUAAGAUUGCAAACCUGGGAGUAGUAGGAUCUUUCAGCCAGGAAACCAGGCCAGUAUUAGUCAAGGCUGAAAACUGGGCCUUCAGUGAGAGUCUAUAAUGUGGUGCUGUGUACUGCUCAUCAGUGUUGUUUGGGCUGUGGUUUGGUUCUUCCGUGACCGGCAGACUUUGAGCAACUUCAAAGACAAGUAUAUUUUCAUCACGGGUUGUGAUACAGGUUUUGGGAACAUGCUAGCCAAGAAACUUGACAAGAAGGGUUUCCAAGUGCUGGCAGGCUGCCUGACUCAGAAAGGAGCUGAUAACUUGGACCGCACCAGCUCACCAAACCUGCGCACCACACUGCUUGAUGUUACCAGCUCAGAGAGCAUCUGCAAAGCAGUGGAACGGGUGAAAGCUGAAGUGGGUCGAAAAGGACUCUUUGGUCUGGUGAACAAUGCAGGUAUAGGCAGUUCCAUUGGCCCCACAGAAUGGAUGACUGUGGAAGACUAUCGCAAAGUCAUGGCUGUUAACACCUUUGGAAUGAUCGAGGUCUCAUUGGCCUUCCUACCAUUGCUCAAGCAAGCACGUGGCCGAGUAGUCAAUAUUUCCAGCGUCUUGGGGCGGCUUUCAGCCAACGGCGGUGGCUACUGCAUUUCCAAAUACACAGUGGAGGCCUUCUCAGACAGCCUCAGGAGAGACAUGUAUCAUUUUGGGGUGAAAGUCUCCAUUGUGGAGCCAGGCUUCUUCAAAACAGCUAUGACUAAUCUUGAAUCAAUAGACUGCUCUUUGCGGCAAUACUGGGACCGAAUGAGCCCUAAAACCCAGCAGAGCUACGGUGAAGACUUCUUUCACAGUUACCUGAAAGUCCAGAAGUUCAUCAUGAACAUCAUUUGCGAUUCUGAUCUCAGCAAAGUAACGAACUGCAUGGAACACGCCCUUCAAGCCAAGCAUCCUCGCUCUCGUUACAGUGCAGGUUGGGAUGCUAAAUUUCUGUGGCUGCCAGUCUCUUAUCUACCUGCUUUUGUGGUGGAUAUUUUCCUAUCUAUCAUCUUACCAAAGCCAGCUCAGCGGGUGCACUAAAAGCUUCUUCCUUAUGACCAAGCUUGAGGCCUAAAUGCUGAAAGAUCAUACUUCUGAGAAUUAGGAAAAAAUAAAAGGAUUAAUCUGAGAAA
This is a messenger RNA of Candoia aspera, 1751 nucleotides long. RefSeq names its product retinol dehydrogenase 5 (gene RDH5). NCBI's taxonomy places the organism in Eukaryota, Metazoa, Chordata, Lepidosauria, Squamata, Candoiidae. Gene Ontology annotation, molecular function: all-trans-retinol dehydrogenase (NAD+) activity. Gene Ontology annotation, biological process: retinoid metabolic process; steroid metabolic process. The record is from RefSeq and is a predicted model, not a curated record. The transcript has 5 exons. Gene Ontology annotation, cellular component: intracellular membrane-bounded organelle. The coding region runs from base 700 to 1659 and encodes 319 amino acids.